CUGAAUCCAUUGGUCCUCCAGCAGAUCUCUACAUCCAGAGUCUGAUGGUCUGAUCCUGGCCUCUGUUGCUGCGUCCAGUUUGAGCUCCAAUGCUCUCGCUGUGACCCAUCAGUAUUCAAGACUCCUCCAGAAACCCUUCAUCUCCUCAACAUGGACAUCGGCGGCCUCACCACGGUGGUGGCCAACUCUGCCUACAUCUCCGCCCGCGGCAGCUUUGAUGGCACGGCCAACCCGGCGUCCAACCGAGACAAGAAAUACCACUCCAAGCUGAAGCUGCCGCACAUCACUGUCUGUGAAGAUCUCCGGGAAACCCUGGAUCUGCAGUUCAGGAGCAUCUGUGUGGAGCAACCCAUCGGGAAGAGGCUUUUUCAGGAGUAUCUGGAGACCGCCAAUGAAUACAAGGGCCCCUGCCGUCUGUGGAGGGAUGUAGAGGAAUAUGACACAGCCGAGGAUAAAGACCGCACUCAGAAAGCUGCGAAAAUCCUCCAGCGCUACAUGGAGCCCUCAGCCAAACACUUCUGUCCGUUUCUACCAGAGAAUGGCAUCACCAAAGUCAAGGAGCGGCAUCAGGAGGCGGCGGACGACCUGUUCGUGGAGAUCCUGGCCUGCGUCUUUGAUUUCCUCAAGGAGGUGCCGUUCACGUUCUAUCUAGAGACCAUGUACUUUAAGCGCUUCAUGCAGUGGAAGUGGCUGGAGAUGCAGCCGGUGGCCGAGGACUGGUUCCUGGACUUCCGUGUUUUGGGAAAAGGAGGAUUCGGAGAGGUUUCCGCGUGUCAGAUGAGGGCCACGGGGAAGCUGUACGCCUGCAAGAAACUCAACAAGAAGAGGCUGAAGAAGAGGAAAGGCUAUGAGGGAGCGAUGGUGGAGAAGCGUAUCCUGGCUCGUGUCCACAGCAGGUUUAUCGUGUCUCUGGCCUACGCCUUCCAGACCAAAACUGAGCUGUGUCUGGUGAUGACCAUCAUGAACGGAGGAGACCUCAGGUACCACAUCUAUAACGUGGAUGAGAAUAACCCCGGCUUCUCUGAGCCCAGAGCCUGUUAUUACGCCGCUCAGAUCAUCCAGGGCCUGGAGCAUCUGCACCAGAAGAAGAUCAUCUACAGAGACCUCAAGCCGGAGAACGUGCUGCUGGACAAUGAAGGUAACGUCAGGAUCUCUGACCUGGGUUUGGCUGUUGAACUGGCAGAAGGACAGGAGAAAACUAAAGGUUACGCUGGAACUCCAGGGUUCAUGGCGCCGGAGCUGUUGAAGGGUGAGGAAUAUGAUUAUUCAGUGGAUUACUUCACUCUGGGGGUCACGCUGUACGAGUUCAUCGCCGCUAAAGGACCCUUCAGGACUCGAGGAGAGAAGGUGGAGAAUAAAGAGGUGAAGAAGAGGAUCCUGAAUGACCCGGUCACAUAUUCAGAGAAGUUCAGUGAAAACGCAAAGUCCAUCUGUGAGGGUCUGCUGGCCAAAGAGGUGGACAAGAGACUGGGCUUCAAGAACGGCACAUGUGACGAGAUCCGCACGCAUCCCUUCUUCAGCCAACUCAACUGGAGGAAACUAGACGCAGGUAUUCUUCCUCCUCCUUUCAUCCCGGACUCUAAGACGGUCUAUGCGAAGGAUCUAGAUGAUGUGGGCGCGUUCUCCACAGUGAAGGGCGUCUGUCUGGAGGAUGAUGAUAAGUGUUUCUGCGAUGAGUUUGCGUCAGGGAAUAUCUCCAUUCCGUGGCAGGAGGAGAUGAUCGAGACGGGGAUCUACGGCGAGCUGAACGUCUGGGGGCCUGGAGGCGCUGUGCCCAAUGACCUGCGCCGGGAGUCCAUCCUGGAGCAGCCGCCCAAAUCCUCCACCUGCAGCGUCUCAUAAUGCACUGUAGCAAUGCUGGAUUCCACACAGUUCCUACACUAAUCCAUUAGGAUAACUCAAUGGACUCUCUUCACAACUCCAGGUUUCUCCACAGCAGAAGUGCUCAUAGUCUGUAAACUCAGAGUGGUGUUACCAAGACCUCCAGACAGAGGAAAACAAUAGUGUGAGACUGCGUUACACACACCUCACACAAGCAGUUAUUCGCUU
Danio aesculapii is the source of this 2049-nucleotide messenger RNA. It is a transcript of the gene grk1a, whose product is annotated as G protein-coupled receptor kinase 1 a. The record is from RefSeq and is a predicted model, not a curated record. NCBI's taxonomy places the organism in Eukaryota, Metazoa, Chordata, Actinopteri, Cypriniformes, Danionidae. Gene Ontology annotation, molecular function: ATP binding; rhodopsin kinase activity. Gene Ontology annotation, biological process: visual perception; signal transduction; regulation of opsin-mediated signaling pathway. Bases 151 to 1842 code for a protein of 563 amino acids. The transcript has 7 exons. Gene Ontology annotation, cellular component: cytoplasm.